This is a messenger RNA of Nyctereutes procyonoides (raccoon dog), 747 nucleotides long. RefSeq names its product pulmonary surfactant-associated protein A. Lineage: Eukaryota; Metazoa; Chordata; Mammalia; Carnivora; Canidae. The coding region runs from base 1 to 747 and encodes 248 amino acids. The record is from RefSeq and is a predicted model, not a curated record. Gene Ontology annotation, cellular component: multivesicular body; rough endoplasmic reticulum. The transcript is spliced from 4 exons.
AUGUUGCUGCGCUGUUUGGCCCUCGCCCUCACCUUGCUGAUGGUUCCUGGCAUCGAGAACAAUACAAAGGACGUCUGUGUUGGAAACCCUGGCAUCCCUGGCACUCCUGGGUCCCAUGGCUUGCCAGGCAGAGAUGGGAGAGAUGGAGUCAAAGGAGACCCUGGGCCUCCAGGCCCCAUGGGCCCCCCUGGAGGAAUACCAGGCCACCCUGGGCCUAAUGGGAUGACCGGAGCCCCUGGUGUUGCUGGAGAGCGUGGAGAAAAGGGAGAGCCUGGCGAGAGGGGCCCCCCAGGACUACCAGCUUCUUUAGAUGAGGAGCUCCAAACCACACUCCACGACCUCAGACAUCAAAUCCUGCAGACCAUGGGAGUCCUCAGCUUGCACGAGUCCCUGCUGGUGGUGGGAAGGAAGGUCUUCUCCAGCAAUGGGCAGUCCAUUAAUUUCAACGACAUUCAAGAGUUAUGUGCCGGGGCGGGCGGCCAAAUUGCUGCCCCAAUGAGCCCAGAAGAGAAUGAAGCCGUUGCAAGCAUUGUGAAGAAGUAUAAUACUUACGCCUACUUGGGCCUGGUGGAGAGCCCCGACUCUGGAGACUUCCAGUACAUGGAUGGGGCCCCUGUGAAUUACACCAACUGGUACCCCGGGGAGCCCAGGGGUCGGGGCAAAGAGCAGUGUGUGGAGAUGUACACAGAUGGGCAGUGGAAUAACAAAAACUGCCUGCAGUACCGACUGGCCAUCUGUGAGUUUUGA